This is a messenger RNA of Prosopis cineraria, 2335 nucleotides long. Its product is annotated as probable glycosyltransferase At5g03795. The transcript is spliced from 5 exons. The record is from RefSeq and is a predicted model, not a curated record. NCBI's taxonomy places the organism in Eukaryota, Viridiplantae, Streptophyta, Magnoliopsida, Fabales, Fabaceae. Gene Ontology annotation, molecular function: glycosyltransferase activity. Bases 370 to 2004 code for a protein of 544 amino acids.
AGUGUACAGCUGUGAGCGUGGGUGGAAGAAGAAGCAGUAGAUUUGCUGUCAUCAAAGUCAAAACAGAAAAGUGACUAUUAACGCGUGUGAAAGGAACGAAGGUUCCUUCAUACAACAACUCUCUCCACUUCGGCUUUGACUUCUCGUUACCUGGAUCAAGGGGACGAUGGAUCUGAUCAGCUGCGUUGGAGAAUGAAUCAGUAUGAUUUGGUGGUCUCUAGGAACUUAGCAUCCCAUGAUCUGAUUCAAGCUCUGAACUCUGGAACUGGCCUGUUUUAUUUUCUCAAGAGUUUAAUAUUCAGAAAGUUGUACUACUGAGGAGAUUUUGGGCUCUACUGGAGGCAUUAAAUAUCUGCUUUAUAUAAUGAGAUGAGAAAAGCAUUACAGCAUUCUGCUUUCAUCACAAUGAGAAAGUUAUCACGGCGGUGCUCUAGGCACAAAAUUGAUUGGAGAAGAUUAAUAUUUAUUGGGGCCACUUUGGCAAUAUCUUUUAUUUUGUUUCUGAUGCUUGUAAACAGUCGUCAAUUGGACAAAGAUUACCUUUCUCCUCUUGAAUCAGUUUCAUUGAACCAAUCCUUUAGCAACACCACACUGUCAAAUGAAUUUCUAGAAGAGGCCAGACAUCAACAGGUUCACCUUAGCCAACCUGCUUCAGUUGUUUCACCUGAUGUGUCUAACAGGUUGGUACAAUCCGUUCCAGUUCAACUAGAGAGAGUGGAACCUCAUCAGAGCAAUAUUUCUGUAUCUGGGGAACAGGAGGACAAAGCGUUUGCCCGUAAAACAGCAAUUAUUACACUUUCCCCUCCUCAUGGAUUUGUCUCUUCCAGAUCGCAGAGGUACAUACGGUCUAUGUUACCUAAUGAGGCCCUUGUAUAUGCAAGGAAAGAGAUUGAGUACGCACAUCAAGUUGUUGAAGAUUCAGAUCUCUACAGUCCUCUAUUCAGGAACGUUUCUGUCUUCAGAAGGAGUUAUGAAUUGAUGGAAACGAUACUUAAAGUUUAUAUAUAUCCUGAUGGAUCAAGACCCAUUUUCCAUAAACCUUUCCUCAAAGGAAUCUAUGCUUCUGAAGGAUGGUUUAUGAAGUCAAUGAGAGAAAACAAGCAAUUCGUUACUAAGAACCCCAAAAAAGCUCACUUAUUUUAUUUGCCAUAUAGUGCCCGUCAACUGGAGAUGGCUCUCUAUGUGCCUGGAUCUCAUUCUUUGAAACCAUUGUCCAUCUUUCUAAGGAACUAUGUGAACAAGAUUGCUGCAAAGUAUCCAUUCUGGAAUCGCUCACAUGGAUCAGACCAUUUCCUUGUUGCUUGCCAUGAUUGGGGUCCUUAUACAGUGACUGAGCAUGAUGAACUGGCCAGAAACACCAUUAAAGCUCUGUGUAAUGCUGAUACGUCUGAAAAAAUCUUCAUUUCAGGAAGAGAUGUUUCCCUCCCAGAAACUACCAUAAGGGCACCCAGAAGACCUCUUAGACAUGUUGGUGGUAACAAAGUAUCACAACGUCCAAUUCUCGCCUUCUUUGCUGGAAGCAUGCAUGGUCGAGUACGUCCGAAACUUCUAAAGCAUUGGGGUGGUGAAAAGGAUGGAGACAUGAAAAUUUUUCAGCGUUUACCUCAGUUAGUUUCCAAAAGGAUGACUUACAUUCAGCACAUGAAAUCAAGUAAAUAUUGUCUAUGUCCAAUGGGCUAUGAAGUGAAUAGCCCAAGGAUAGUUGAGGCCAUAUAUUACGAGUGUGUUCCUGUGAUAAUUGCAGAUAAUUUCGUCCUCCCUUUCAGUGAAGUAUUGGAUUGGAAUGCAUUCUCUGUGGUGGUGGCCGAGAAGGAUAUUCCGAGGUUAAAGGAAAUUUUAUUGUCCAUUCCCAUGUCAAAAUAUCUUACCAUGCAAACUAAUGUGAAGAUGGUGCAGAAGCAUUUCCUUUGGAACCCAAAACCACUAAGAUAUGAUCUGUUCCACAUGAUUUUGCAUUCAAUAUGGUUCAACAGGCUAAAUAACAUUCAACUUCCACGGAUAUAAUCAUUCUUUGAGCAUUUAUCGGGCGGAUGACUUUUGGAAGUGUUCUGUCUUUCUUGGCCUAUGUGUUUUAAAGCUAUUCACAUGCUAUAUGCAGAAUUUUGACAGCCUUUUACUGCUUCAUUGUUUCAUUGCUUGGAACUAUAUGGGAAAAAGCAUUUACCCAUUGGUUUCAAGACAAUUUUUCUUACCCUUGAGAGAGGCAUAUUCAUGCUUGUACUGUUAUCUUUUGACGUUCACGUGCUGAUAAGGAGACAAAUCCUUCCCAUCAUAAACAAGCAGGGAACCCUAGCUGUCUGAAAUAAUGGAAUGAGAAUUAAUGUGCUUUGCUGGA